Molecule: messenger RNA, 1002 nt
Organism: Penicillium crustosum
Lineage: Eukaryota; Fungi; Ascomycota; Eurotiomycetes; Eurotiales; Aspergillaceae
Exons: 5
Coding region: 1-1002 (333 amino acids)
Source: RefSeq, a predicted model, not a curated record
AUGACUCUUCCGAUCGAAUGCUCGAGUGAGGACCUCAUCAAAUCCCUCAUCGCACUGAAAUCACAGCCCGAAAAUGAAGCAUCUCGAAGACUCCAGGUUGAGGUACUCCUCUCCGCCGUCCACUUCCAAGUGACGAAGAGACACAUGAUUGGGCCAUCAUCCCUAGACAUCCAAUCCCGCUCUGGGUCUUCUUACAUGGGUGUAUGUGCUAGUUCGACUAGGGCCCGUGCACAUGGACUUCUUGAAUGUUCUUUUUGGUAUGGAGUAGAGGACAAGAACAUCAAUUUCAUGGCUGUGAUGCGACCCUCGAAGAUUCUGGGUCAUGAGGGAAUAGGCUCAGAGAUAGCAGUCCUGACGGGUGAGCUCCAUGCCAAGCAGAGACGUCUGGAGAAAGAGGGCCGCACUGUAUACACACUUGCAACGGACGGUGAUCUCUUCAGGUUCUUCCGCAUAACCACGGAAGGCCAGCCGGGCGAAACACAAUGUCGGAGCGGAAAUAACUACCAGGAUCCCAUUUUGCUUCUCACGACGGUCUUUGACGAUGCUUUUAUUCCACCAGGAGCCCGCAUGAUACCCCCUACCACAUUGGAAGAUACUACUGAGAAAGAAUAUCACAAAAUUCAGACAUGCAUGGACCAAAUGGCUUUGCGAGUGGGAGUCAAGGUGUACAUGGAUGUGUUACAGAAACUGUCCAUCCGGCUCAACGACCAAGAGGGGAAAAAAUCCCUCAGGCUAAUCCCGCUGGUGAUAUCCAUCGCGAUAAAAAUGAUACACGAAGGCCAUUCCGGAAGCGGCAUUCUUAGUUACGAGACGGCAUUGAUGAGGAACUUUGACGCUGAGCUAAAGAAAGUGCUAGAGGCGGUCGACUUUAAGGACUACCAUGACAACCAAAAAGUGCUCAAGAAUGUGAUUCGGAAGGCAGCCCUGGAGGAAAUCUGGCCUGCGUUUGAGGAGAUACUCCAGGUGGCGCGCGGCAAGAAGUUGGAGAAACUUUUCAAGUAG